Molecule: messenger RNA, 20184 nt
Organism: Podarcis lilfordi (Lilford's wall lizard)
Lineage: Eukaryota; Metazoa; Chordata; Lepidosauria; Squamata; Lacertidae
Source: the annotation of a GenBank genome assembly
CUCGGGCCAGCUUCCGCUGCGCGUCCGCACCCACUGCGGAAAAGUAUAAAAACCCGAGGGAACGCCUGCCGGGAGGAAAGGAGGCGAGGUCUCUCUUCGGACGGUCGCAGCAGCUCCGCGCCACCUGCCUGUACGACCCAGCCGCCCGCGCAUCCUUCACCUUCCGACGGCAACCCGCUACACUCCGGCAGAAUGGCAAGCAGCUGCAGCUCCCAAACCGUCGAAGGCGCCCUUCUGCUUUUGGGUAAGUCUGUGCGCUCCCGACCUGCUUUGGCUCCAAAGCUGCGCCGUCCAGCAAACAGAGAGGGGGAGAAUGCGGGGUGGUGGCGCUUUCCUUCCCAAAGGGACGCGCCGUCGAAGGAGAUCUGGCUCUGCCGUCGGGCCGUCCGGUUUUCUCCCAGUUUCCCCGACGGGCUUGGCGUGGAAGGGAGCUCAGCCGGAGAGCUGCGCGUCUCUGCUGGCUUUCUCGACGGCUUGCAGGAGGAAGCGCAGGCUUUCCGCGUUCCCGCUGCCUUUCUCGACGGCUUUGCAGGAGGAAGCCCUCGCUUUUCCGCGUCGGGGUUUGACAGCUGGGGUGGGGUGAGGGCUGUCAUUCCGCAGGUGAAGCUUCCCGUCUCUCAUCGCGGCGAAAAAGCGCAGUGGAGGGCGGGCGGGAUGGGAGUUGGGGAGAGAGAAAGACGUUUUUGCUGAUGAAUUUCUACCCGCGGUCCUUUUUUCUCUCGACAUGGCUCACAAGUCCCGACAAAAGAAAAUUGGCAAGCUGUGUUGCUUCUUGGACCGGAAUGAUUGGGGUGUGCGUCUGACAGGUUGCAUAUCUUACAAAUCCAAGAGUGGUUGGCUAAAGGAAAACGCAGAUACUUCUCAAUGGAAAUCUGUCUGGCGGCUGUGAAAGCAGGAUGCGCCCCCGGCCUGAUCCUGCAGGGCUCAUGUUCUAAUUCUGUAGCAGAUAGCAUGGGAAACUCACAGCUUGGCAUGGGAGCGAACUCCUAGGGGCCAAGGCAUAGCUGUCAACGUUUCCCUUUUUUUAAGGGAAAUUCCCUUAUUCCGAAUAGGAUUCCUCGCAAGAAAAGGGAAAAGUUGACAGCUAUGGGCCAAGGUCCCUUCACACACACCCCUAAAAUAUUUGAGGGAGUCCCUGCCCUUCCCCUCAGUUGAUGGACAUUGCCAUUCAAAUGGUGUGUGUGUGUGUGCUGUGUCUUGUGAUCAAUUAUGUGGGAUGGAGCUUACCUGGGCGCCUUGAAUAUUUUAUUCAAGUUGGUAUCCCUGCAGCCCCAACAGAACGAUUGCAAUCCGCUGUAGGACUCCCCCCUCCCCCAUGGGAAUAAAGGGUGAGGUGGAUGAGGACACAGUAGACUCUGACAGGUCAGAAUUACAAGACAGAAUUAAUGCGGCCCUCAGUGCCUUUCUGUUUGGCCCUUGAAACUCUCCCCAGGUCACACACACACACACCAUCACUGGCCUCAGCUUCACACCUCCAAACAUUUCUGCCUGACUGGAAUAUGUCCUUGAACUUUGGCGAUGCCUCUAGCUCAUCCGAACAGAGAUGUGUGUGUGUGUGUGUCGAAGUUUGCCUACAAUUCCCAAGGGGAAACUUGCUCAACUCGCUUUUGCCCGCCACUGGCGAGUAGCCCUUGGGAGAUUAUUCUGAAGGGAUUGCGGCCCUCCAGACAGAAAAAGGUCCCCCCCCCCUCGUGCUUUAUCACGAUGACUGUUGUGUUAUGGCGCAGCGAUGUUCUCCUGCAGCUGCUCUCUGUUUCCAUGGGGGGUUUUGAGGGGACUGUUUUCGAAGGCAGCCCCACAUACAAUGCGUGGCAGGAAUCCAACCUGGAGAUGGCAGGUUGUGUCAGCCGCAGCUCCAAGUGGCAAUAUGCUUGGGCCAAAGAGCUCCCACUAGCUGCAAACCUCAUCCUUGAGUCGUGACACCAUCCAAGGUGGGGCAAACACGGCUUAACCGGACAAACAACCCACUCGCUAACAGUACUAAAGACUGUUAAGAGAAAUCCCUAACGCUCUUAGUGUGCUUACUCCAAAAUCCCACUGCCUUCAACAAGACUAAUCUCCCAAAGUGUGGACAGGGAUUUCAGCCUGUUGCUAGAAUAUUCUCAGUGGGUCUGCCCCAGAAGUGAGGAAGAGGUAGCUAAUUUAAAGAGGAAGGAACAGAACCUUGCUGCCAGGCCCAGGAGAGAGAAAUCCAGGGUGCCAGAUGAUCAGGGGUCAAGUCACUGGUUCCUUACAGUUGUACAAAGGUGACAUUCCUCUUCCAACAAAUGUUCUUUGCUGCACAGCUUCUACUCUAAAUAUCUGACUUGCUGAGAUCACACCGAUUUCAUAGGCUCGAUCAUUUUGGUCCAAAGGUAGAAGACCUUUGGCUGCUUUUUCACGAUUGCUGUGGUGUUAAUCUUUGACAGCGGCGUUAAUCUUUGUGAGCGGAAAGACACAGGUUAGCAUGUUUAAUUGGUUAGAUUUAGUUACAGGUAGGUAGCCGUGUUGGUCUGCCGUAGUCGAAACAAAACAAAACAAAUAAAAUAAAAUAAAAUAAUUCCUUCCAGUAGCACCUUAGAGACCAACUAAUUUAGUUAUUGGUAUGAGCUUUCGUGUGCAUGCACACUUUAGGGAAAUAGGAGUUUAUAGAGCGUUAAAAUGUACUUUGAAAGCCAUGCAUUUGCAAAAAGAACAGAAAACCCAAAAGUUCAUUUAACAGCAAUGUUUGGUCGGUUUGGUUUUUAUUAUGUAUUUUGGUUUGUGUUUUCCCCUCGUAUUUUUUAUGCUGUGAACAGCUCUGAGAUCUUCGGAUGAAGGGCUGCAUACGCAUUUAAUAGAUAAAAUAAGAAAUAAAACAAAAACCGACUCCACAGAUGUAGGGGGGAAAGGCUAAAUAACUAUGCAAAAGAAAAUCAGACUCAAGUACAGUACUAAUAUGCAUACACACAGACAACUCCUGUUUUAGGGGCGAGCGAUAUGUGCGCACAUGCGCACAGUGAACGCAGAACAUGUAAGUGACCUGGAAACAACAUAAAGAUGUCACUGAAACAUCACUACAAGGGCAGAACGAUGGCUGGGGGUGGAAAGAGGUGUCUGCAGGCUUUUUCAAUCGGUUUCUGAUUUCACGCAAUUUCACGCAAGCCUGCAAUGACCCAGAUCACAACCCCCGCGCAAACGCAGAGUUGCCUGUAUAUAUGACCCAGUCUUAAAUUACACCCAGCAAGUUGUGAGGCUGAACUGACUCCCGAACUUUAUUAUUCCGGUAAUAAAUAAAGCAAAGGGGGAGGGCAAAGGGGUGGGGGUUUGGAGUCCGCCUCAUAUAUCUGAAUUCUGCAAUGCAAUUCACGUUCUCUGAAAGUUUGGUGUUCUGCUCUUGGGGAAGUUUGACGGAGUGUAGAAGAUCGAAUUCUCUCUCGGCUGAAUGUUCAUGCAUUCCAAUUCCCAGAUCUGUCUAUACUUGCAGGAACCGCUGUAUGGCCUACCUGUUUGGAGAAGCACUGAUGCACGUGAAUUCCUGCUAAUACAUGCGAUUCCAAAGGGGUGUAUGCAAGAGAACUUUCUGCCGGAUCGUGCCCAUAGUCGUUAGCUCUGAUUAGCAAUGUGCCUGUACUUAUGAGGGAUGGUGCAAGCCGGAAGGUGGGACUUCUCUGUAGUAAGGACCCAUGGGAGAUGCAGAAACCGCCUGUGCCCUUGGUUUUCCAGACAGGUACCCCUGCCUUAGGGGGGUUUCUCUAAGCGGGGACCAGUAAGGCACAUUGUGACCUGCUUGUGGCGCAAGGCGGGUUUUCCAUCACCGUGGCAAAUGGCACUGAUCCUCCCUCGCUCCCCUUUUCUCCAUAGGGGUGAAUGUCAACCAUUACAGUGGUACCUCGGGUUAAGUACUUAAUUCGUUCCGGAGGUCCGUUCUUAACCUGAAACUGUUCUUAACUUGAAGUGCCACUUUAGCUAAUGGGGCCUCCUGCUGCUGCCGCACCACUGGAGCAUGGUUCCUGUUCUCAUACUGAAGCAAAGUUCUUAACCCGAGGUACUAUUUCUGGGUUAGCGGAGUCUGUAACCUGAAGUGUAUGUAACCCGAGGUACCACUGUAUCUCAUAUGGGAGAAAAGGAAGCGAUGCGCUCAGGGUUCCCAUCGCGGCGUGGUUCAAACCUGCCUGCCCUUUUAAUGUCCAUCGAUAACCAAGCCAGCCUCAGGAAGACCAAAAUGUUAAUAAGGAAUGGGGGAAAUUUAUAACUUACCUUAAAGACCAUUGUAAAGAGUGAAAACCGUGAGUAGGAUUGGAAUAUCGCUUUAAGGGUGAAUUCUGGGUGCAAGGGAGAUGUAAAAGAUUUGGACUAUCAUAAAAGAUGCAGAAGGAAAUGAUACAUAACAGGACCCACAAAGGGGAGGGUGGAAGUCCAGGAGACUCCUUGGAACCUUGUUUUAACGAUUUAUGUUUGAUAUCUCUCUGUAAAAUUGCAAUUUGAAAAACCAAUAAAGACAUUAAAAAUAUAUAAAUAACCGAGCCAGCCUCUCCUUGAAUAGCCAGCUCUUGGCCGUGCUAGCAUGCUGUGAACAAGCCGUGGCAUGAAGGUGUUUCUGACAUUUGCCGGGAGCACCUGCAAAGCUAACAGAUUUAUCAUGCCCUGGGAUUGCGCGGUCCGUCACUAGAGAAGCUCAGAGCCCAUUUUGCAACCUGGCUGCAGUUCAGUGUCACCUCAGCCGGGGAAGUUGCGGUUCUGCUGGAUGUUGUGGUGAUGUGUCAGGAACAGACAUUUCAUAGGUAGGCCUACACCUCUUCCCUCUCUGGUUUUUUUUGUUGUCGUUUUGUUUUUGGCAGGGGAUUUGUUAAUUGAGUUGUUUGGUGGCUCAGGUGUUGCCCAGAGUUGCAUUGCCAGCCACCCUCUGCCUAGUGAUUCUGAGCUUUUCUCAAGGAAACUCAGCCACUCGGUUGCACCUCCUAAUUACAGGGCAGGUGUUUCUUCAUCUGCAAAGUUCAUUUCAACAGGAGCUGCUCAGUUUCUGUUUUUUUUCCUUUCCCUUUUUUGUUUUUUUAAAUGCCUGGCCAGUUAAUUCUCAGCCGCCUUGCGUUUCAGCCAUUGCGCAGCAGAUCUCUGAGCCGAAAUAUAUACAGGAAGGAAGGAAAUACAAGGGUGUCCCCAUGAAACUUCCCAGGUGACCUCUCUGGGCCAGUCAAGGCCUCUCAGCCUAACCUACCUCACAGAGUUGUUGUGAAGAGAAAAUGGGGAGAGGGAGAACCAAGUAUGCCAUCUCGAGCUCCCUGAAGGAAAGCCAGGAUAUAAACAAGUACUCUAUUUUUUGCUCUAUAAGACUCACUUUUUCCCUCCUAAAAAGUAAAGGGAAAUGUGUGUGCGUCUUAUGGAGGGAAUGCAGGCUGCGCAGCUAUCCUAGAAGCCAGAACAGCAAGGGGGAUUGCUGCUUUCACUGCGCAGCGAUCCCUCUUGCUGUUCUGGCUUCUGAGAUUCAGAAUUUUUUUUUUCUUGUUUUCCUCCUCCAAAAACUAGGUGCGUCUUAUGGUCUGGUGCGUCUUAUAGAGUGAAAAAUACGGUAAAUACAUAAAAUGUGGGCUGCCACGCUUGGUGUAUCAUUCUCCUCAUGCAACAAGCUCUCUUGGCAAAGAGUGGGUGAGCCUCUGGCCUAUUAAAUCCUAUUUCCUGGCUUCUGUUGCCAAACAACUUCAGCUGCCAUGCUUUUUCUUAACCCAUUCAGAAGCUUCAGCCAAGGAGAGGGAUGCAGGGGUCUCCAACCUUUGCGAACCAGAGAAACUCGCUAACACACCCCACAACCAAGCACGCACCACAGUCUAUUCAGUUGGCUAUGAGAGAAUGCUUUCUUCAAGCCUAAAACCUAAAGUGGUGGGGAUGUGGAUCCAGUGGAAGUCCUCUGUGGGCACCUGUGUGCCCAUGGGCACCACAUUGGCCAACCCUGGACCAAUUCUUUGCAAGUGUAAACAUGACAGCGUCAGUUGUUGGAGCCAUAGCUGUCAGCUUACAGAUUUGAAACUAAGGGACCAGCAGCCUUGAAAAUAAGGGAUCAGCAGCCAAAAUAAGGGAUUUUCCAAGCACAGGUAUGUUCAACUUCUGAGCCAAAGGCAGAAAGCCCAGCCAGAAGCCAAACAAAGCCUCAAGCGGUGGUUCCCACAGUGCAGCAACCUGGCAAAAGGGAUGCCGCAAGGAAAACCGCCGUCACCUCUCUGCUGGGAAGCGCUGAGCAAAGGCGAGUCCCCAUGCAAUGCGGCCAGGCACAAGGCAUGCAAGCUCCACCCCCCAGUCGUUCUUAGACUCCUUAUUGGGUGAGCAACGCAGCCAAGCAACACAAUUGGAGCCUCCCUCCUCCCUGGCCGGCAAGGAGGGAGGGAGAGGAGCUGCUUCCUUUGAAACCCGGGAAAUUUAAGGGACAUCAUCAAUAAAGGACAGCUGCGGGACAGGGCGCUGGGAUAAGGGAGUUUCCCGCCAAAUAAGGGACGGUUGACAGCUAUGUUGGGAGCAGAAAGGAAAGACGGAGCAAUGCACCCGCUUACGUUCUUUUCUAAGGCUAUGUACACAUUUGUGGGUUGAAAUGCGUCAAGGUCCGUUUCCCCUGCGGUGCAUCGUCACAUCACAGAAGGCCACAGGUGUCUUCGCCCAAUGCACGUUCCCCUGCGUCAAAGUCAAAUUCAACAAGGCUGCCAUGCAUGCAAUGGCUCUCUUAAAUGACCACACCUCAGCUUCCAUUUUCGAAUUGGAUGGAAGUUGGUUUCGGCGUGGAUACGCAUUGAACAGCAAUAUUUCUCAAGAAGUUAUAGGCUACCUAAGGAUCGUAGCUAAUGUCCUGCGUGCUCAGCCUCAAGCGCCGUCUCUGUCUGAGGAACGUCCUCUUUCAACAAGCCUUUUGGGUAGAUAAUCUUUCCCAGUCUGCACCCGCAUUGGAACUGUUUUUCAGGUUUUAUUUUACUGUUUUAUUGCUUCCUGAACUGGGCUGCUUUAGGAGGAGGGGAAGGAUGGAUGGAACAAAUAAAUAAAUGGAAUGAUUAUGUGAUGGCAGCUACAGUUCGACAGCCACUUGCCCCAGAGUAGUUUUACCGACUUGGUUCAAAUGUUUAUGAGUAAAAUUUGCAUCACAAAUAUUGCUCAUGCACACAUGACUAAAUAGUAAUAAGCAGUGCUUUUUUCUGGGGGGUACACAUACCCCUAAGUAUUUUGUGAAUCUUUGUACUUUUGUCCAUUUACUACAUUUGUUUCCCCCAAUUUGAACUAUAAAAUGGUGAUUUUCUUGAGUCAAAAUGAGAGUACCCCUAAACUUCUCCAAUUCACCUAUCCCCAGUGGUAGUUAAUAAGGCUUGGUCAUCACCCCUUGUAAACCACUGAAAGCAGUAUAUAAAUGUUGUUAAAAUGAAACCGGUCACAGAUCCAGCCCAUUAUGGGCUUCUGUGGUCACAAUUACUGUUUGAAAACGUACCUAGUGCUUAGUCACAAGGGAACACUCUCUCAUGCUGUCCAAAGAAAGUUGCGUAUGGGAGGCUGUUAGCAUAAGAGUCUCUGUUCUUUCAUUAGCCUUGUGAUACACUGCAGCCUUGUUUGCUGAGUAUUUGAGCUGGUGUGCUGCCCGCAAACAUCCCAACUUCUCAACGAACAAAAGCAAUCGGAGAGCCAUCAUCUUCAUUGAGGGAAGGAAAAGUCAUUCGUUGAGAUUAAAACCUGACCCAGAUCCCUUAGAAGGAGGAACUUUUUGUGGCAGGUUAAGGAGGGAAACCUGGUUGAGAGGAGUUCUCAAAAGCAAUAAUAAUAAUAAUAAUAAUAAUAAUAAUAAUAAUAAUUUAUUAUUUAUACCCCGCCCAUCUGGCUGGGCUUCCUCAGCCACUCUGGGCGGCUUACAACAAAACAUUAAAAUACCGUGAUACAUCAAACACUAAAAGCUUCCCUAAACAGGGCUGCCUUCAGAUGUCUUCUAAAAGUCUGGUAGUUGUUGUUUUCUUUGACAUCUGGUGGGAGGGCAUUCCACAGGGAGGGUGCCACUACCGAGAAGGCCCUCUGCCUGGUUCCCUGUAACUUGGCUUCUCGCAGUGAGGGAACCGCCAGAAGGCCCUCAGCGCUGGACCUCAGUGUCCGGGCAGAACGAUGGGGGUGAAGACGCUCCUUCAGAUAUAAAGGAAUAAAAAAUGGAGAGAUGAGGGCUGAACGAAAGGGACAGAGAAAGCAAUGGGGUAAGAUGCAGCAGACGAAGAGACAGAGUCCCAAGAAAAAGAUUGGGGGGACUAUGAACAAAGGCAACAGAGUGACAUUGCACGCCAGGUCUAGAUAUUGUGAAAGCUCCAGUGUCUUUAAGACAGGGGGAGGGAACCAAUGUUGCUGGACUCCCAUAAUCCCUGACUAUUGGGGAUGCUGGCUAGGGCUGAUGGGAAUUCAAGAGUCCAACAACAAAUGGAGAGCCAUAUGUUUCCCCAUCUCUGAUUUAAGAGUAGCGCAGAGAGGAGAUUGCUGUCAUCUAGCGAUCCUGAAGAGAGCAGGCAGUGCGAUGGGAUGAGGCCCAAUCUCACACCAUAGCUGUCAACCGUCCCUUAUUUGGCGGGAAAGUCCCUUAUCCCAGUGCCCUGUCCCGCAGCUGUCCCUUAUUGAUGAUGUCCCUUAAAUUUCCCGGGUUUCAAAGGAAGCAGCUCCUCUCCCUCCCUCCCUGCCGGCCAGGGAGGAGGGAGGCUCCAACUGUGGUGCUUGCCUGCGUUGCUCACCCAAUAAGGAGUCUAAGAACGACUGGGGGGUGGAGCUUGCAUGCCUUGUGCCGAACAAAUUGGCCGCGUUGCCUGGGGACUCGCCUUUGCUCAGCGCUUCCCAGCAGAGAGGUGACGGUGGUUUUCCUUGCUGCAUCCCCCUUGCUGGGUUGCUGCGCUGUGGGAACCACCGCUUGAGGCAUCGUUUGGCUGCUGGUUGACUAAAAUCCCUUAUUUUGGCUGCUGAUCCCUUAUUUUCGAGGCUGCUGGUCCCUUAUUUUCAAAUCUGUAAGUUGACAGCUAUGUCUCACACUGGUUUGAACUGAACCAGCCAGCGCAUUGGCCCUUUCAUGCAACCUCUGUCCAAAGACUUGGCUUUGAGUGUCACCGGAUCUUGACAAGAGUGGAAAAUCCAUCCCUUUUGAGGUGCAUAUUUUCCACCUCUGAGGAACCGGGCUUGCAUUCUGGGGCAGGUCGGCAGGCGGCUUGCGACGCAGAGCAAUGCUAACUUUCCUGUAAAGCAGGAAUGUGCAUUGCGCACUAACAUUCCACCAGCCUGGCAAUGACAAUAACCAUAGCAUUCCAGUAAGGCAAUAUGAAAUAGGCAGCAUCUCGCCUGUGAAGGAGAAGAUAACAGUAUUUGUUUAAUGACCCAGGCAGCCGUAUUAAUGCAAACAUCGCCCCACCUUCUUCGGUUCUUGGGUUAAUCUGUUUGAGAGGCACUCGAGAGCAUGUGAAACUCCCCAAAGGGGAAUUGAUUAAAGGAACAGUUUGUUGCUUCUGUUCUGCAACACAUAUAACUUUAUCCGUACAGGGGAUGGAGUUGGCGAUUAGGAAGAUGUCUCUGUUUUGGAGCCAGGAAAUGGAGGGGGGGGCGGUAUGGCAAAGUCUUCGCAGCAAGCACCCCUUGGAGUUGGGAGUUUUCAUUUAUUGCUUGCUUGCCUGGUUGCAAUUGCCCAAGGAAGGAACUUGUCGUUUGAGUGGGAUGAGCUUCAGUUUCUGUGGCCACAUUCGCACCAUGCUGUGCAUUUGAAGCACUAUGACACCACUUUAGGGCGUCAUGGCUUCCCCCAAAGAAUUCUGGGAGUUCUAGUUUGUCAAGGAUGCUGAGAGUUGUUUUGUUGUUGUUGUUGUUGUUUAGUCGUUUAGUUGUGUCUGACUCUUUGUGACCCCAUGGACCAGAGCACGCCAGGCACUCCUGUCUUCCACUGCCUCCCGCAGUUUGGUCAAAGGCCCCUAUUCCCCUCUGAAAGCUACAAUUCCCAGAGUUCCCUAUGGAGAGGAAUUGAUUGUUAAACUACUCUGAGAAUUGUAGCAAUGUGAGGGGAAUAGGAACCCUUGAAAUUUAAGCACUCUUAAAUGUAUGACUCCUUGGCCUGAUUUCUCUCAGAAGCAUUGAUGUUGUUGUUGCUGCUGCUGUUGUUGUUGUUGUUGUUGUUGUUUAGUCGUGUCCGACUCUUUGUGACCCCAUGGACGAGAGCACACCAGGCACUCCUGUCUUCCACUGUCAGAAGCAUUAUUAGGCCUCAAUUCUUUCUUUCUUUCUUUCUUUCUUUCUUUCUUUCUUUCUUUCUUUCUUUCUUUCUUUUCUCCGAGGCACUACGAGCUGUGGGACUGGUGAUACUCCAGCCACCUACCCUGAGGCAAAUUAUGAAAAUGUAUAGUUUUAGCCUAUGCAUUAGAAGAGCUCUGAGGCAGAUGAAGGCCUUAGAACAAAUUUAAGCCCUGACGGCAAGAACCAGAAUUUGUUUUCCCACCUCUGAAAAUCAGCCUAAAAAAACUUGCAUUUUUAAAAUAAAAAACAUAUAAAUUAUUUUUUAUUACAAUUAUUUAUCAUAUUUGUUAGUUGUUUUUCUCACAGAGGAACCCUAAGCUCGAGUGGAGAGGAAAAGGUCUAUAUUUAACAUUCUUUAUUAAUUUAUUAUUUGGGAAUUAGCAUAUGCAAAUCUGCCCCAGGGUCCUGUCUUCCACAUACUGUACCUAGGAGUGCACUGGAUUUCCCCUCUACCCUAAAACAUUUCCACCAGCACAUCUGUCUGAAACACUAGCGUCCCUGAACGUCCCUUAUGUCCCCUAAGGAUUACUCCAUGCAGCGCUCAUUUGUAACCCUGUAAUGAAUUGCCUCCCACACAAGCCACUGUUGGUAUUGUGUGGUGUCUGUAUCUCAUUCAAUUGCAGGGUGGCGGCUCACAUUGAGUCAGCAAAAAAGCAUUCCAGCUGCUGAGUCACUGUUUCCAGCGAUUACACGGAUUCCCUCGGAAGAUCCCUGUCCAUUUAACAGCUGCCUUUGCUUCGCUUUUCAGCCUCCGUGUAAUCUCCUUGCUACGUCUUGAAUGGUUUUUGAACCAUGCCAGCAUUGACUCACAGUUUAAAAUAAUAAUUACUGUGCAGCUCAUAUAAUCUUUAAGAAUGCAAACAAAACUUUUCUUUCAUAAAAGCAAAUUGUCAGGUCUUCUUUCUCAUGGCUAAAGUAUCCUGUAGGACAUCUAUCUAUCCAUCUAUCUAUCUAUCUAUCUAUCUAUCAUCUAUCUAUCAUCUAUUUAGGUCCCUAGGUCCCUCGUACCUAUGGGAUCGCCUCACGGUAUGCCCCACGGAGAGCCUCAAGGUCCAUAAAUAGCAACACCCUAGUGGUCCCGGGCCCUAAGGAAGUUAGAUUAGCUUCAACCAGAGCCAGGGCCUUCUCAACUCUGGCUCCAGCCUGGUGGAACGCUCUGCCUCAUGAGACCAGGGCCGUGCAGGAUCUGAUUUCUUUCCGCAGGGCCUGUAAGACAGAGUUGUUCCACCUGGCCUUAGGCUUAGAGCCAAUUUGAUUCCCUCCCCCUCUUUCUUUUUCCUUUCUCCUCCUGUGAUGAGGCUGCAUUUUAAUAUUUUAAUGUUUGAAUAUUUUAAUGUUGUAUUUUAAUCUUGUUUUUAAGUUGUAUUCAUUCAAUUUGUUUUUAUUAUUGCUUGUUAGCCGCCCUGAGCCCGGCCUUGGCUGGGGAGGGCGGGGUAUAAAUAAAAAGUAUUAUCUGUAUCUAUAUCAUCUAUCCAUCUAUCCAUCCACCAUCUAUAUCUAUCUAUCUAUCAUCUAUCUAUCUAUCUAUCUAUCUAUCUAUCUAUCUAUCUACAGUGGUACCUCGCAAGACGAAUGCCUCGCAAGACGAAAAACUCGCAAGACGAAAGAGUUCUUCGUUUUUUGAGUUGCUUCGCAAGACGAAUUUCCCUAUGGGCUUGCUUCGCAAGAUGAAAACGUCUUGCAAGUUUGUUUCCUUUUUCUUAAAACCGUUAAUACCCAGGGUGCAUUGCUUGAAGACUUUGGUGAUUUUUGAAGCUUUUCCAAAACUUCUUUUGCAGCCAUUUGGUUCCCUAAAACUAUGGGAAACCGUGCUUCGCAAGACGAAAAAUUCGCAAGACGAAAAAACUCGCAGAACGAAUUAAUUUCGUCUUGCGAGGCACCACUGUAUCAUCUAUCUAUAUAUCUAUCCAUCCAUCCGGUUAUCAGUAUGAAUUAUGUGAAAAACAAGAAGUGUAUUCCCAACCUAGGAAUGACGGUGAUCAAAAAUAUUCUGCUACACAAAGUCCCAUUAUAUAUAAUCAGCAUUAACGAUGAUACAUGCCAAGUAUGUUUUUCAAUGGUGGGUCCCACUUUACGUGACACAAGCAACUGUGCACAUGUGCAGCAAACAAGUAUGAAAUGGAAAUGCAUGUUUGCAAACUGCUGGGGAGGUGUAACGGACACAUGCCAGGUAAUCCUGAUGGCAGGGCGAUAGCUCGGUAGUAGCAAUUCCACUUUUCACACAGAAGGUCCCAGGCAUCCUCGGGUUGCAAAUGGUCCCCUGCCCAUAGCUGUCUACCGUCCCUUAUUUGGCGGGAAACUCCCUUAUCCCAGCGGCAUUUCCCGCUGCUGUCCCUUAUUGAUGAUGUCCCUUAAAUUGCCCGGGUUUCAAAGGAAGCAGCUCCUCUCCCUCCCUCCCUGCCAGCCAGGGAGGAGGGAGACUCCAACUGUGUUGCUUGGCUGCAUUGCUCACCCAAUAAGGAGUCUAAGAACGACUGGGAGGUGGAGCUUGCAUGCCUUGUGCCAAUCAAAUCGGCCACAUUGCCUGGGGACUUGCCUUUGCUCAGCGCUUCCCAGCGGAGAGGUGACGGUGGUUUUCCUUGCUGCAUCCCCUUUGCCGGGUUGCUGCGCUGUGGGAACCACCGCUUGAGGCUUUGUUUGGCUGCUGGUUGACUAAAAUCCCUUAUUUUGGCUGUUGAUCCCUUAUUUUCGAGGCUGCUGGUCCCUUAUUUUCAAAUCUGUAAGUUGACAGCUAUGCCCCUGCCUAAAACAUUGGAGAGAUGUUGCCAGUCUGUAUGGACGAUAAUGAACUAGAUCAGGCAUGUCCAAAGUCCGUUUCUGUUUAACCCGGCACCUGUGUCAGUUUAUUUCCUGGGGUAAAAUCCCAAAAAAAACCUCAACAACUUCAACCCUAAAAAAAAAGUUAACAACUUUGGUCAGCCCUCACGGCCCUUCUUCACUUCAUCAAAUCUGGCCCCCUUUGAAGAAAGUUUGGACACCACUGAGCUAGAUGGACCAAUAGCUUUCUGGGUUCCUGAGUGCUGACUCAAAAAAGAUGGAGCCGGCCCUACCAUUCGGUUGAAACAGUCGCCUCAGGCAGCUGAUUGGGCAGCAAAUAGCUACAUUUGAAUUUAGUUUUACGGUAUUUUUACUCUCAUCUUUAAGCGCUUGUGGCAUUUUAACUGGGCCAGCCUUGGGUAUUUUGCACCAUGGGUGGUGGAGAGCAUUUGCCGUGCUGCCUCGGGCAGCAAAAUGUUUUCAGCCGGACUCGGAACGGGCUGGGGGAUGUUUGUUUUGCACUUUCACUACACGCACGCCCUGCAAGCAACACAAGGAGUGAAUCGGCUCUCAGUCAGGGCUGGGUAUAGCGGUGGCAUUUUAAAGGCAGGUUGAAGGAAGAUCUAGUUACCGUAUGCCACCUUUUUCGGCUGAAGCCGGAUGGCAUAAGCACUUGCAAGGUAAAAUGAUGGCUGUUGUUGUUGUUGUUUUAAUGCGGUGGGGAAUUCAAGAAACCCCUCUCCUGGUGUCUUUGUUUCAACCCGACACAUUCUUUCUCUUCAGGCUUCCACCUAUUUCAAGCCGUUCUUGGGACAACUGUGACACCGUUAUGCGGAAGGAAUGAAACAGGCAACUGCACAACAGUUCUGAGUGAGUCGGAUUCUCUGACACUUAAUGAAAUAUCGAAAACCUUUUCAGAAUGCCUGUGGGCUUCUGUCUCCGCUGGUUUGGCUAAAAUGAAUGUUUGGAAUAGGGACGUCCUAUUCCGUACCUUCCAACAUUUUCCUGAUGGAAAUAGGAACGUCCUAAGGAAAAGCGAGGGACGCAGGUGGUGCUGUGGUCUAAUCCACAGAGCCUAGGGUUGCCGAUCAGAAGGUCAGCGGUUUGAAUCCCCGUGAUGGGGUGAGCUCCCAUUGUUCAGUCCCUGCUCCUGCCAACCUAGCAGUUCAAAAGCACGUCAAAGUGCAAGUAGAUAAAUAGGUACCGCUCCAGCGGGAAGGUAAACAGCGUUUCCGGGCGCUGCUCUGGUUCGCCAGAAGCGGCUUGGUCAUGCUGGCCACAUGACCUGGAAGCUGUACGCUGGCUCCCUCGGCCAAUAAAGCGAAAUGAGCACCGCAACCCCAGAGUUGGCCACGACUGGACCUAAUCGUCAGGGGUCCCUUUACAUUGACUGGACAGGGAUAGUGGGACGCGGGUGGUGCUGUGGUCUAAACCACUGAGCCUAGGGCUUGCCGAUCAGAAGGUUGGCGGUUCGAAUCCCCGCGACAGGGAGAGCUCCCGUUGCUCCAUCCCUGCUCCUGCCAACCUAGCAGUUCGAAAGCACGUCAAAGUGCAAGUAGGUACCACUCCGGCGGAAAGGUAAUCAGCGUUUCCAUGCACUGCUCUGGUUCGCCAGAAGCGGCUUAGUCAUGCUGGCCACCUGACCCGGAAGCUGUACGCCGGCUUCCUCAGCCAAUAAAGUGAGAUGAGCGCCGCAACCCCAGAGUCGGCCACGACUGGACCUAAUGGUCAGGGGUCCCUAUAUCUUUACCUUUUAAGGAAAAGGGGGAGAUUCUGGAAUCAAGUCAGGAACCGGGAUGGCUUCUGUAAAUCUGGGACUGUCCCUGGAUAAUAGGGACACUAGGAGGGUCUUUGCAAGGCAGAUGUGCUACUAGUGACCCCCUUAUCAAAUAAAAUGACACCUUUCUUUCUUUCUUUCUUUCUUUCUUUCUUUCUUUCUUUCUUUCUGAUAGUUCGAACAGUGCACAGUCCCCGUGUCGCUGAAGUUAAGACCACAGACUGCGGCUCUGACUUGAAAAACUACUGCAUUAAUGGGCACUGCAAGUACCUCGUGGCUUUGAGUACACCUUCGUGCACGUAAGUAGAAUGCUGCAGGAUAAGAUAAUAAAACAACACAUGAUUUUUGCAUAGCGCUUGAUUCAGAGCAGGGCUGAGAAAGCUGGUACUCUCCAGGUGCUGGGACUAUAAUUCCCAUCAUCCCUGACCGGCUGGCCAUGCUGGGAGUUGUAGUUCUGUGGUACCUGGAAAGCACCAUUGCCAUUACAGUGGUACAUCAGGUUACAGACACUUCAGGUUACAGAUGCUUCAGGUUACAGACUCCGCUAACCCAGAAAUAGUACCUCGGGUUAAGAACUUUGCUUCAGGAUGAGAACAGAAAUCGCAUGGCGGCAGCGGGAGGCCCCAUUAGCUAAAGUGGUACCUCCGGUUAAGAACGGACCUCCAGAAUGAAUUAAGUUCUUAACCCGAGGUACCACUGUAUAAGAGAAAAAGGCAAGUUCCAGCGAGUUCUGGCACCUCUCUUUUUAGAAAAAUGGCACUGACCACAACGUCCCAGUUAGGACUACUGUUUCUUGCUAAGCAAAACGCAACAUGCUCUAAGGCAUAUCAGAUUCCCUAACACCCUUUCACCCACAAACCAGCUUCAACUGGAUUUGGUGCAAGCAGGUGUAAACAUGCACCCGGGUGACAGUUUAAGGGUUCAAGGAGCAACCAGGGUAGCGUCCUCUGUUCUGGGGCUUCUCCAGCUUGCAAUCUGUGUCUGAGAACCCAAAUACACUACAGGGUCUGAUAUGGUCUCUCUCCUUCUCUUCCCUGCACCCCACAGCUGUGAAGAUGGUUAUUACGGCGACCGGUGUGGACAUUCCACUUUGACAAGCCAGCAGCCCCUGAGCAAUGAAUACCUGGCGCUCACUAUUCUUCUGGUUCUGUUUUUCGUCAUCACCGCUGCAGUGGUUAUCUACUACUUCUACAGAUGGUAAGCCUCCCUCUGCUUCGCCUGCUCUGUUUUUUCUCGGUUGUAGGCAUUCCGGAGCUGUGAGUACCAAAGUACUCGGAGCUAGGCUGUGUUGCAAUUGCUAGGCCUUUGGGACAUUUCGCAGGAGAUCUUUCGAGGAUACAAUUGCGGUUGUACUUCCCAUCAUUCCUGACCAUUGGCUGUGCUGGGGAGAGGCUGCCAAGACUUGUGGUUCAUACUACAGUGGCACCUCAGUUUUCGAACGUAAUCUGUUCCGGAAGAACAUUUGACCUCCGAAACAUUCGAAAACCGAGGCACAAAGGGCGGUCUGCAAAUAGAGGAAAUUGUGAAAAACAACAGAUACACGCAGCGGAAGCCAUUUGACUUCUGAGGCGCGUUUGAAAACGGAAGCAUUUACUUCCGGGUUUCCGGCGUUCGAAAACCGAAACGUUCAGCAACAGAGACGUCCGAAAACCCGAGGUACCACUGUAUCAGGGGAACACUACGUUGGUAAACACCUAAUAAUAAUAAUAAUAAUAAUAAUAAUAAUAAUAAUUUAUUAUUUAUACCCCGCCCAUCUGGCUGGGUUUCCCCAGCCACUCUGGGCGGCUUCCAACACAAUAUUAAUAUACAGUAAUGCAUCAAACAUUAAAAGCUUCCCUAAACAGGGCUGCCUUCAGAUGUCUUCUAAAAGUCUGGUAGUAGUUUUUCUCUUUGACAUCUGGUGGGAGGGCGUUCCACAGGGCGGGUGCCACUACCAAGAAGGCCCUCUGCCUGGUUCCCUGUAACUUGGCUUCUCGCAGUGAAGGAACCGCCAGAAGGCCCUCGGCGCUGGACCUCAGGGUCCGGGCAGAAUGAUGGGGGCGGAGACGCUCCUUCAGAGAUACUGGACUGAGGCCGCUUAGGGCUUUAAAGGUCAGCAACAACACUUUGAAUUGUAUAUCUUUAACGUGAAGGCAGCAAACAUGUAUAUUGUAAUAGGCACACUUGACAGGAGGGGCAGAUGAGGCUGGGAAGGCAGCCCAUCUAGGAGAAGGAAAACUCUGAUCCUAAACCUCCACUGCCUUGUGGGAUAUCUUCGGGAGAAGAAAAGGCUCAAGAGUAAACCCUAAACAAUUUCGGAGUGGAGUCUCUAAAACACUUGGAUGGCGUCUGUAUGCCUCUUUCCAGCAACUCCUGCAGCCAAGCUGGUGCCAAACGUAUUGCUCUGCUUUCCUUUGGAGCACAUUGGUGAGGCUGAGAGGGGAGGUCUUGUUGUCUGGGCAGCCUAGGACCUCUAGACACGCUGUCCAGGCUUACACCUUGGGGAGAUCACUUUGCUGCUGCCAACACAGCCGUUUGACUUCAGCCCCGGAGCCACCCUCUCUCAAGACAGACAGAUGCCGACAACACUUGUUUGGGAGCCGGGAGUUACAGUAGCUUUGUGUGGAGUGUACAAAUCACGGCAAACCUGGGUUCGUUGCUCUGUAAUAUGUGCCGUUACCCUUAGUCAGUGUGGUGUAGUGGUUAAGAGCCGUGGACUCGUAAUCUGGUGAACCGGGUUCGCUUCCCCGUUCCUCCACAUGCAGCUGCUGGGUGCUCUUGGGCUAGUCACACUUCUCUGAAGUUUCUCAGCCCCACUCACCUCACAGAGUGUUUGUUGUGGGGGAGGAAGGGAAAGGAGAUUGUUGGUCGCUUUGAGACUCCUUAGGGUAGUGAUAAAGCGGGUUAUCAAAUCCAAAUUCUUCUUCUUCUUCUUAGUGGGAAAACAACCGAUAGACAUAUGCCCAUCUCUGCACUUUUGAAACAUAACCAGCUGAGCACUUGAACUGAUGUUUUCGUCUCAGUCCUGACAGUCAGUCCUGCCUCUUUAACAGCAGGGCAACCUGCAGAAACUAAGGAGGCGAAACCUUUCCUGUUAUGUAGAUAAGAUUAUGGGGGAAAGUUCAGCUGCUCAGUCUCUGCAUGUCAAGAGGCCCUUAAAGGCACUGGAGCAAAGUCAGUUUAAAUAACAAGGGGGAGCGGGGAACCAAUUACAAGUUGGCACUUCUAUACCUAGUGUUUCAACAGCACUCGGCCGUAGUAAAAAUUCCCCUGAGGAUGUUUAUGACAUUUCCUCCAUUUGAAUUCCCCACCCGAUUUUGGGAGUCCAAAUGAUCUUAUCUCGCAAGCUGAAUGGUGCUCUUAGGUUUGUGGCUGCCCAUUACUUAAUAGAUGACUUCUGGACUUUUUGUGUGUGUGUUAUGUAGGCUGCUGGUUUCCGGCACCUCUCUAUUUUUGAAAAGUGCCAUUAAGAAGAAUGCAUAUAUAUAUAUAUAUCUCAGUUAAAGCAUUGCACCCAAGGAAACCUUGCAACUGGCAAUGCACCUUCAUAACCAUGGAUGGAAGGGGGGAGCACUGGCGGAGGAAGGGGGUGCUGUAAGUGCGGCCUGCCCUGGGUGUCAUCCCUGAGGAGGGAUGACAUUGCUGCCCCCCUGGGACACUUGUCCCGCCCCCAUGGGUGGCUAGCCCCGCCCCCAGGUGCACAGCAUGUGUGCCACACCAGGCUCCAGAGCAGCUAGCUCUGCCUCGGGGACGACGACACUAAUCUACACUUCCUGGCACUUCCCCCAGGAAAACCCCCUGUUUUCUGCUGGAUCAGAACAAAGUCAAUCAGUUUUUCGGAUGUUGUAAACAAAAAUCUGCCCUUUUUCCCUUAUGGGGUAUCCAAGAGCCCAUAUAGAGUCCUUACAUAGGUUCACUAUCGGUAGGAGAAAAUAACAGAGGCCAACCAGAGAAUAUUGAGAAGCAAAGCAGCUAGUAAGCCUGAUCUUUAUUGAUCUGUUGCAACAGGGUGCUCCCCUCACACGCAGGAGAGGAGGAGGAACCCAGAAAAAUGGCAUGCAAGGCCUUAUAUAGACAUUUUGAAAUUGCCACCCUGUAGAUCAAGAUCACCCCUAGAAACAUCAUACAUACAUCACAGAAGGGGUGUAACCUAAGACCACCCCCCAGAUACAUCAUACCUACAUCACAGAAAAGGCAGUCUAAAACAGAAAUUUGAAUGUUGUUUUUCUCCUGUCCUUGUUUAUCUCCUGUCUGGCAGGUUACUUGAUUGGAUUUCCUGGGGAGCCGGGCCAGUCUUUUGUAAUGAUAAAUACUUAGUUCCUGGGCCAUGUCACAGGCUCACACCCUAUUCAACACAGACAUAUCCCUAAGACAGGAUUUGUGAAGGAAAAGACAAUGGGGAGGCUUUUCCAUUUUCCUUUGACCUUGCAGAGAAAACAUUUGGUCAGUUUGGGAAUAAAAAAUGGUUCCAGGUCAGUCUUCCUGUGCUGAUCUAUGUACGUGCUUGGUUGGUACACUUAUGAACAUUUCAUAUAUAUCUAAGACCUCAAAAUUCCUAUCACACGGAGGGUUGACGUUUGUUCCAAUUCAGCGGUAAGCAGGGGGUUUUCCCCGGGGAAAGCGGUGGGGCAAACAAAAUAACUCUCAACCCCAUGCCUCGGAAGCAUGAGGCAAACAGAAAACCUCUCCGACCCUUCCUUUCUACGCACAGAACAAUCAGAAGUGUGGACAAGCCCGUGUGUGUGUGUGUGUUUGUGUGUUUGUGUGUAUCUCUGUUAAAAAUAGCAGCAGAUAUUGCGUGCUCCAGUGUCCCCAAAUUAAGUCAGAAGGCCAGUGGACUGGGACACUGGGCAGAUGCGCCUUGAAGGAAGAUGCCUUGGAAGAACAGUAAUUUCAGUGGACUUCAUGGUGGAGCUGGUUGCCUGUAGUGUAUUUUGACUUUCUAAAGACGCUCCCUUCCCCGUUAAUCUUUGCAGGUACCAGAACAAAAGCAGGAGACUUGCUGCAAGCAGUAACUAUAAAGAAGUUUCUACAGAGACUGAAAAAGACAAUAAGCUGCUUCAUGUCUGAAUCCGGGGAAUCCCAGAAGGCAUUUAUUUAAUAUUAUUAUUAAAUAUUUUAUUAAUAAUAUUUAUGUUCCAAAGCAAAAUUUCAAAGUGAUGCGGAUCAAAAUACACGUGCAGGUCAAAAACUCUGUUUUUUUAUAUAUAUGAAUAAUGUUUUUAUUGGUAUUGUAUUUUUUUAUCUUAUUUCUGUGCAAUGUUUGAUAAUGUAACGCCAUGAUGUCUUGCGUUCCUUUGUGUGUAAAUACUUAUAUAUAAUAUAUAAAAGAAUGUAAUCUUCUCACUGCUUGUAUGUGACCCACUUCAGAAAGACAUAAUUUUUUUCAUGUCUAUCCUGUUCGCUUGAAGAAACUCUACACUCGUUUGAGGAUUAAAUCUUUCCAUUCAUUC